Molecule: messenger RNA, 1065 nt
Organism: Alternaria atra
Lineage: Eukaryota; Fungi; Ascomycota; Dothideomycetes; Pleosporales; Pleosporaceae
Exons: 3
Coding region: 1-1065 (354 amino acids)
Molecular function (GO): oxidoreductase activity, acting on NAD(P)H
Source: RefSeq, a predicted model, not a curated record
AUGGUUGCCUCCGCAUUCCAGACCGCGGUCAUACAGCAAACGUCGAAAGAUGCCCCAGCAACAUCGCGACUCCCGCUGACGGUUACCACGAAGAAGCCAAUUCCCCACCUUCCUUCGCCCCAUCAUGUACUGGUGCGCGUUCAUGCCGUCGGCCUUAAUCCCACAGAUUGGAAGAUGAUAACGCACUUCUUCAUGGAAGGAAAUACGCCAGGCUGUGACUUUGCUGGUGUUGUAGACUCGGUCGGGGCCGAGGCUGCAGAGUCAUUUCCGCCAGGUACCAGAGUCUGUGGCGCUGAUUUCCCCUACCGGCCGAACAACAAACUCCUGAAGUUGCCAGGCAAAUGGAGUGAUGUGAAUGGCGCAGCUCUUGGGGCCAUUGGAUGGGGCACAGUCUGCAUGGCACUUUCUGAUGACGGAGCUCUGGCACUCAAGGGUACUCCAAAAUCACCCGAUGAUUCGGGCGCACCCGUACUUGUGUACGGCGGAGCCACAGCUACCGGCUUGAUGGCCAUUCAAAUGCUGAAAUUGUCAGGCUAUACCCCGAUCGCAGUCUGUUCCGAGUCGUCGGCCCCUCUCUGCAUCAAGUACGGUGCCAUAGGAACGGCUUCAUACACAGACAGCGACUGCGUUCGAAAGAUCAAGGAACUGUCAAAAGGGAUUCAAAUCAAACAUGCGCUUGAUUGCAUCACUGAUGCCGACUCUGCUGCAGCUUGCUUUGCCUCUCUAUCCCGCGUGGGAGGUAGAUAUGCCUGCCUUGAAAACUGUCCGGAGCAAUGGCGCACCCGCCGGGCGGUGAAGGUCAAGGUAGUCAUGGGCUUCGAAAUGCAGGGAAACGACGUUGACCUCGGCCACCCCACGUACGCACGAAAAGCAAGUAAGAAGUUGUUUGAUAUCGGUGUGUCAUGGACGAAGGAGAUGCAGGGGCUAUUGGACCAGGAUAAGAUUCAGACGCAGCCAGUACAUGAGGUCAAAGGUGGCUUUGAGGGGAUACUCGAAGCGCUCGAGAUGCUUCGUCGCGGUGAUUCCAAGGGUAAGAAGCUCGUAGUCAAUAUUGCAGACACAUAG